UAAGUUUCAUAGGCAAAAUUAACUAAAUAUCACGAAUGAAAUAUUCGAGAUACAAAUUUUAACUCAACGGAUAUCCUCUGACUCUUUUCAUCAAUGUUGCAUCAGAAAAGACGAUUCCUGUGUUUUAAAACGAUGUAUUUAUAGCUUGAAUAAUGGAUACAUACUUUCAUAAAAUACAAUUACAAAUUAUCAUAAUACAUCGUGCUAAAGAUGUUGCUGUUUUAGAUUUUAAAAUCCAUAAAUCAUUGGAACAUUUAAAUUUGAGCGCAAAUGAGUACAGUUUGCAGAGGAAAUCUAUAAUCACGUGUGAAAAUAUACGAAAAUGGAUCCAACCAAAUAGGCAGAUUUUGUACAAAUAUCACCUCGAUUUGCCCAGAUAUUUGGAAAACUUUCGUUCAAAGGAUAGAGUCGAUAUUGUGCCAGAAAACGUUUUCCACUUGGGCGACAUAUAUGUCUGCCAUAGCAUUUAUAACCUUGGUUUGGAAACAUUCAUAGUGGAAGCAAUUAAAAGGCAUAGAUAUAAUAAGACAGAGAAAUUAAGGAACUAUAUGAAAAUCCUUACGCUCCUGAAUUUCCGCCAGAACUCGGAAGCCACUUUGCAAUUUUAUAACAAUUUAGUACCAAUUUUAUAUAAUGAGAAUUGCACAGAUUCUAAACUUGUGAUAGAUUUCAUUAGCCAGUUUAACUUUUGUUGGUGGCUUUUUAAUUAUGAAAAUCCGAAUGUUUUAGAUUAUAUCCUUCACCAUGCGCAGAGAAUUCAAUGCACCAACAAUCUAUGGCAAUUUCUACAACCAGGAAUAAGUCCAGUCAAUAUGUGCUUUCUACGACACAAGAUUACCAACGUUCGCAUUCUGCUUAUGUAUGGAAUCUCCAUGAACAUCCCAACAGAAUUUGAUUUCUAUCAUUACAUCAACAUCCCCAAUUGGAUAUUUCAGGAAGCUGUUCAACGAGGUUUCGUGAGCUACAGAAGAGCUUUCCUCAUUUUUCUGCUGCUAUACGACUUUGAACACCACCAGCAUUCACCACAGGGAUUGCAAUGCAUCUGGAGGUCAAUUAAGGAUCCUUUUCUGAGCCAUGCAGAGCUAGUUUUCACACUUAUACAGGUGAUGCCAUUGGAAAUGAUUUUUCGAAUACAUUGCCAUUAUGCAACUUUUGUUUCUGGGGGUAGCUGCGUGUACACCCCAUACCCCAGAAAACUGAAGCAUUUUUGUAGAGUGGAAGUCCGGAAACUUCUACGUAGUCUUCAUUUGUUACCACAUGAAAUUUCUCGCCUUUUUAUACCAGAAAGUCUUAAGCCUUACUUAUGUGAAUAUUAAACUCGUUUUA
Molecule: messenger RNA, 1326 nt
Organism: Argiope bruennichi
Lineage: Eukaryota; Metazoa; Arthropoda; Arachnida; Araneae; Araneidae
Exons: 2
Coding region: 153-1316 (387 amino acids)
Biological process (GO): intracellular signal transduction
Source: RefSeq, a predicted model, not a curated record